This is a messenger RNA of Oreochromis niloticus (Nile tilapia), 3808 nucleotides long. Its product is annotated as cholesterol 7-desaturase nvd. NCBI's taxonomy places the organism in Eukaryota, Metazoa, Chordata, Actinopteri, Cichliformes, Cichlidae. The record is from RefSeq and is a predicted model, not a curated record. Gene Ontology annotation, molecular function: oxidoreductase activity; 2 iron, 2 sulfur cluster binding. Gene Ontology annotation, biological process: cholesterol metabolic process. Bases 80 to 1438 code for a protein of 452 amino acids. The transcript is spliced from 7 exons. Gene Ontology annotation, cellular component: cytoplasm.
AAAAAUGUUGGUCUGUGUCCAAAGUGCCCGAUGUUCGUUAUAAAGUGACCGUGCCAGUGUGCAAGUUAGAGACUCAGACAUGUCCAACGCGAAGGCAGCUGCCGUCAUCGGGCUGGGAGUGGGUGCAAUGCUUAUCACACAAGCUGGAGAUCCGCUGGACUCUGUGGGCAGCUGGUACCCGAUAUGGAGCGAAAUGGGGUUACGCGGUGCCCCAGCCCGGGCCUUCUUUUGCUUCUCCGUCGGUGUUCUUUUCUUCGCUAUAGGCUGGCUGUACCGGCUGCUCUUCAGUCCUCUGGAACUGCUCAGGUCGCUUGAAGACGUGGGAUACGUGGAGGAGGACGGUCGCACCAAAGCGCAGGCAGCCAACGACGCCAGGCGCAGGAGGAAAAUCGGGGAGCUCCCACCGGUUUACCCAAACGGCUGGUACCGAGUCCUGGACUCACACAUGCUGCAGAGGGGCGAGGUCAAAAAUGUGUCUAUUCUAGGUGAGCAGGUGGCAGUGUUUCGGGGCCACGAUGGAAAGGCCUAUGUGGUGGAUGCCUACUGCCCUCACCUGGGUGCCAACCUUGCUGUGGGUGGACGUGUGUUUGGGAACUGCAUCGAGUGUCCAUUUCAUGGAUGGAAGUUUCAGGGGGAUAAUGGUGUAUGUGUGAAGAUUCCCUAUGCAGAAAAAGUGCCUGAUUUUGCCAGCGUGCGCAGCUGGCCCACCUGUGAGGUCAACAAGCAAAUCUUGGUUUGGUUUCACUGUGAUGGAGAAGAACCUCAGUGGAUCGUCCCUGAGCAGCCGGAGAUCACAAAUGAUGAGUGGGUCUAUCGGGGGAGAACUGAGCAUUUUAUUAAUGCUCAUAUACAGGAGAUUCCAGAAAAUGCAGCAGACAUAGCUCACUUGUCGCACCUUCACACUCCAGGCAUGCUCAGUGGAGCAGAUCUACGUUACACCAAUAGCAAAAUGUGGGAAUUUGUACAGCAUGACUGGAAGGUUGAGUGGAAACCAGAGUCAGAGCCUAACAAGCAUUGUUCUCAGAUGUUUGUGAAACAUGCACUUAGAGUGUUUGGAUGCCACUGGCCUCUUCUGGAUGUUUCUGUUGUGGCGAGACAGGUUGGCCCAGGAAUAGUAUUUCUGCUGUUUGACCAAACUUUCUUGGGCCGGGGUGUAAUCAUGCAUUGUGUGACUCCUGUGGAGCCUCUGUUGCAGUGUGUCACUCACACCAUUUUCUAUCAGUCUAAUAUCCCACCUGUGGUGCCCAAGUUCAUCCUCAAAGUGGAGUGCAUUCAGUUUGAGCGUGAUGUGAUGAUCUGGAACAAUAAGAAGUAUGUCUCCAAGCCUCUCCUUGUAAAGGAAGAUUCAGCCAUCCAAAAACACAGGCGCUGGUUCAGUCAGUUCUACAGCGAGAACAGCCCACGGCUGCAGUACCAACGUGAUAAGUUGGACUUUUGACCUCCCCGAACCACAAGAGGAGAUUUAAGCAGAGAUUAUCAGGUCAGGGUAAAUUAAUCUGACACUUUGGACAAAGGCGUUCACCAAUCAUUUGUAUUUGUUGCUGAUGAAAAAAGGAGCCAAGAAGCCUGGCAAGUUUAAGCAAUUUAGAUAUGCAUUUUUUUUGUAAAGGACUCAAACCUUGUCUUGUUAAAGACCUCUUUUUGGGGUAUUUUUGAUGUGUGUAAUUUUACUUUCCAGCCUUAAUCAAUGCCUGAAGUGCCACUGAGAUUUCACAGACAUCUAAACAACCAAUACCAUGACACCAGAAAUCCCCUACUGACUGUUUGAUUGUCAAAACUAUUUUACUCUGCACAAGGCCACCUAUCUAUAACAUAAACUGUGAAACACAUACAUACAUAUCCCAAUAUUUGCUCUUGACUAAGGGGCUUUCUGUGUUUUGUUUUGUUUUAGUCUGCCUGUAGUUUGAGAUCAUGGCUUCCUUCUUCUGCCUUACGCCUAAGAAUGCAGUUAUUACUUCCUCUCUCCUGUUAUGCUCUUAUGCCUCACACUGUAAAUUUACAUCUUUAAUGUGUACUCAACCUUGGCUGUGUUUGACCUGCAGGUGUAAGAGCAGGUGUGUUUGUUUUUUAAAUGAUUUCUCAGGUUACUCAGCAGCCAGCUGAUAACGGUCUCUUUGUUUCAGUGGUGUGACACGACAACUUAUAAGGACCAUGCAACAAUUUUUAAGUCUUAUUUUAUUUUAGUUUAGUUUAGUUUAGUUUUCAACCAAGAGGAAGCCUCUGAGGUUGGAGAUGAAGGCAAUGCAAGGUGUCAACAACUGCAAUAUCUCUAGUGGCCACUUGAGGCUGGCUCCAAACAUAAUUCAAUCCCCACAGACUCCUGUGUUGAAACCUUGUUUACAGCCUGGUAAAAAAAAAAAAAAAAAGUCUCUGCCUUUAUCUUGUAACACUUUAAGGUGUGUGCGAUGAGAUGACUUGAAUUAGCUAAGGUGAAGCCAGGUAGACAUCUAGCAGUUAUGGUCACCUGUGUUCGCAAAACAUUAAGCCUCAGAACAAAAAUAUUUGCACCCUCCAUACAGUUGUCAUUAAGAUGAAUAUUUGAUAUAGAGACCAAAAUAAAAUUUAGCAACAGGCCAAAAGUAUGUGUCAUAAAUCCAGGCAUUUUAGCUUCAAUGUCUAUGGGAAUCUAUUUGCUUUUGGAGCUCAGAAUUGCAGGUUUUGACAUUUUGUUCUACAUUUUUUUGUCUUGGAAGCUGCUGCUUGAAAGCAAAUCAGUUUUUGGUCUGUGUGCUCUUUCCCUUCAAAACAACACUACUUCCUCCAGUUACAUAUUUGCACAGUUUUCCAAGCUACUGGUUGUUCAGAGCUUAGUAGGACCCAUGUCAUCAUCUGCUUGUUGGCUACAGAUGAUUCUUUAUUCUUUAUGACUCCGGUUUUGUGAAAUAUUAUGCCAUUCAUAUGCUGACUUGGUUCCCAAAAACAUCUGAGAAAACCUUACAGCUACUAAAUGCUCGUGCCAGAACUGCUGCUUGUUGUUUAUUCCUGGACAGUUCGCAUGCAGUCAUUUUUUUCAGUGAGAGAGAAGAGGACAACAAACAGCUGUCAGACAAACACACAGAGGUGAAAUGGAGCUCUGCAAGUAAUUCUCAGCAGCUCUGAAUGACCUUUUUCACCUACAUGUGCUCAUGUGAUUCUUUGUUGAUAUGCAAAUCAUGAUUAUAGCAGGCAUAUCACUGAAAUAUUCUUUGUUUUUUAACAAAAUAAUUGCUCAUAUAUACAUAAUGCAUUGUAAAUGAUGAAGUGAUCAUAUCGGUGUGAUUUGAUAAUUGCAAUUUAUAAUGCACUGUCACAAAUACUUGCCGUUGCACAUUUGUUUUAAUUUGAUAAGACACUGAUGCUCAAUUAAAUUUAGGAUAUUUUUAAGAUUGUGAAAGCAAAUAGCUCUAAUACACAGAAUACUAAUAUUUAUACUUACAUUAUAUUAUUAUUAUAUUAUAUAUAAUAUUACACUGUUUGGGGGGGUUAAUUAAUCUGGGCAUAUGUUCCCAAUGUAAUCACUGAUGACUGCAGUACUGUGAGGCGUCUUUACUACACACUAUAGUGUUUAACUGUAUAAAGGUUUUAAAUAAUGUCUUAUUGCGUGCGUCAAUGUGGCUUGGUGCACUUUUAAUUUCUGUUGGAUUGCAUUAGAUGAGAGAAGACACAUUUCAAAGCAAACAGGCAGCAAUGUUAAAGCACAAUAGUUGUUGUGAAUAUCAGGUAAACUGCUUCCUACCUUCUCGGUUUUAACAUGUGCUAUGUGUCUGUCUAAUCUGCAGAUGUGAUGUUUGUAUAAAUAUGAAGAAUAAAUCUGUCCCUUAUGCUCUAA